AUGUCCCAAAAUCAAGAGGAGAAAAUUAAACAAUUAGAAGAAGAAAUUGCUCAAUUACGGAAACAGUUGAAUGAACAAUCAUCAAGUGGUACCAAAGUGGUUCGAGAGAAAAUUGCAAAAAUUUCUUCCGAAGUAAAGGAUGAUAAUCCAUACUCAAGACUUAUGGCUCUUUCAUCAAUGGGCAUCGUUAAGAAUUAUGAAAGAAUCCGAGAUUUUACCGUUGCAGUUGUUGGACUCGGAGGAGUUGGAGCAGUCGUUUGCGAGAUGUUAACCCGAUGUGGUAUUGGCAAAUUAAUUCUGUUUGAUUUUGAUAUUGUUUCUUUGGCCAAUAUGAAUCGAUUAUUCUUUACACCAGAACAAGUAGGAAUGACAAAAGUUGAUGCAUCUAAAGAGACUCUCUCUAAAAUUAAUCCCGAUGUUGUUUUUGAAACAUGUUCCUAUAAUAUUACGUCCAUUGAAAAUUUUGAUCAAUUCAUGAACACAAUCAAUACUGGAAAUUUAUUGAAUAAUGGAAAGGUUGAUUUGGUAUUGUCAUGUGUUGAUAAUUUUGAAGCAAGAGUAGCCAUCAAUAGAGCUUGUAAUGAAUUAAAUAUUAGAUGGAUGGAAAGUGGUGUCAGUGAGGACGCUGUGAGUGGUCAUAUUCAAUUCAUGGUUCCUGGAUUGACUGCAUGUUAUGAAUGUGCUCCUCCCUUGGUCGUUGCAAGUGGUGUCAAACAAGUCAAACGUGAAGGUGUUUGUGCAGCAAGUUUACCAACCACUAUGGGUAUCACUGCUGGAUUGUUAGUUCAAGGAGUUUUGAAAUAUUUAUUGAGAUUUGGUAAAAUUUCAUAUUAUUUGGGAUACAGUGCCAUGAAUGAUUAUUUCCCAACCAUGAAAGUUCGUCCAAAUCCCACAUGUUCCAAUCCAAUGUGUGUGAAAAGGCAAGAGGAAGUUAAAAAGUUGAAAGAACAAGGAGCUCUGGAUUUGGAUCUUGAUCAAGAUGAGAAGGAACAAGUGGAGGAAACCAAAGUCGUUCACACUGACAAUACAUGGGGCAUUGAAGUUGUUGAUGACGAACAAGACAAUGUUGAUUAUCAUUCUCACUCUCACAAACAUGAACAUCUUUCUGAGGGAUUAGAAUAUCAAUAUGAAAAGGAGAAGAAAGUUGUGCAUGAUCAUGAGCUUGUCAAUGUGGAAAAUCAAGAUCUCGACGAACUCAUGAAACAAUUAAGAGAUACAAUGAUGUAA
This is a messenger RNA of Naegleria lovaniensis, 1227 nucleotides long. RefSeq lists its product as uncharacterized. Bases 1 to 1227 code for a protein of 408 amino acids. Gene Ontology annotation, molecular function: UFM1 activating enzyme activity. The record is from RefSeq and is a predicted model, not a curated record. The transcript is spliced from 2 exons. Gene Ontology annotation, biological process: protein ufmylation. Gene Ontology annotation, cellular component: cytoplasm; cytosol. NCBI's taxonomy places the organism in Eukaryota, Heterolobosea, Eutetramitea, Acrasida, Naegleriidae.